AUGGUUAGCCCACAACCCAAGCGUGAUCAAACCGAUCACUCGAUGGAAGUAACGAAUACUGAGAACGUUACCGGGACUACUGUGGCUGACACACAAUUCGAGGACGAUGAACCAGUGACGGAAAAAUCCAAUGUGGACAUCAGUGCGAUCUUAGGCAUCCUAGCAAACCUGACGUACGACUAUGAGUGGAACCUCACCGAGGAGUUCAACAGGACGCUGAUAGAGUCAGGCGUGCCCAAGUGUCCGACGCCCACCGAGCCGACCACCACGAGCACAACACCUCUACCCUACGAUUUUGCCAACACCUCCGUCAUCAGCAAGUGCUUUGUCUGCGGGUUGAAGACCACCGACAUCCCGCGCACCGCGCACUGUGCUGACGCAUUCAGCGGGGACUUCUUGCCUCUGGCGCCUGUCGACGCACGCGCCAAAGGUCACAUCGCCUCCUUCAGAAAGUACUGCCGUCAUCUGGAUGUACACAACUUUGUGGAGAACCCGUUGGAGCCACAUUCCAUCUACGGCCGUUUUACGGGCGGCUGUGCAGUCCGAUGGGCGGACCUCUCGGGCGUGUACACGCAGCGUACCUGCCGCGCCAAGCACCGGCCACUGCUGGGCAAGCACUUCGGCAGCAAGCGGCUGGCCAAGCUGGAGCUGGCUCUCAUUGUGGGUACCGAGCAGGGCGCUUGA
This is a messenger RNA of Spodoptera exigua (beet armyworm), 684 nucleotides long. The record is from the annotation of a GenBank genome assembly. NCBI's taxonomy places the organism in Eukaryota, Metazoa, Arthropoda, Insecta, Lepidoptera, Noctuidae.